AUGUCGACGGGGGCACCGUUGCUGAGCGUGGAUCUCUCACCACCCUCCAUUGGACACAAUCAUAGUCAUGGACAUAGUCGCAGUCAUGGCCACUCUCGAUCCAACCGCUGGGCACAACCUCCACCUCCCCUCUCACAGCCAAUGGGUGCUACCCUUCAUGAACACCCGGAACCAAUCAAUGCUGUGAAUCAGAGUUAUUCAUAUGGAAAUAAAAAUCAAACAUCGGGCCACGGUCACGCGCACUCGCAUUCGCAUUCGCACUCCAGUGCACCUCACAAGCAUAGCCCUAGUGUGUCGUCUCUCCACCAUGAUGUGCUAGACGAUCACCAUUUGAAAGGCACUGAUGGUGUUCACGGAAUGUUAUAUACGGAUACCUCUACACGGGGAGGCUAUAGUUCAGAGAAUGUCCACGAGUUUUUGACUAGCGCACUUAUCGUGCUGCCGUGGGUCACGCUUUCUUGGUAUCAGAGACAGUGUGCCCAAAGCCAAAAGCUAUCCGGUGAAGGCAUACCUGGUACGACAGCGAACAUUCCUAUCGGACAAGUUGGCCAAAAGGCCUGCCUUUUGACAGCGAUCAUCCUCGUCCUCUUCGGCUGUGGGCAAAUACUGCGGAUCAACCACCAAAAGGCUGGCUCAUUCAGGCUCUUGCCUGUCAUUUUGCCGAAGCUGAAUGUGAAGAGCGUCCAAACCUCACUGUCACAAAUUGUCUCAGUGGCACUGCCAAUAUUUGCAGCACUCAAGAUCGGAGGUUUUUUGGUUGCAUUUACGCUGCUCCUUGCGACAGCAUCAGGGGUCCCAGCCAUCAUUAGUAGAUCCUCGCGCACCCAAGAGAAAUACAGUCGAAAGAUUCUCUCCAUUGCUCUGCUAGCGGUGAUUAUCAUAUUGAGUUUCACUGGACUGAACCAUCCUUGGGAUGUAUCUCCAUUUAUUGGAUAUGCUGCCCUUUUAGGAUCCGUCUUUGUUGCCCCUCCUCCAUUUCCUUCCCUCCGUCACAGUGGACCUAUUCCUGAGCCAGGCAUUGUUGCUGCACAGAGCAAGACUCCACGCACGAGCCACUCCGUUUUGGUCACGACUGAUGCACCACUGGCCGUUAUAGGCGGGUCGGCCCUUGCACUUCUGAUCACACUUUUCAACCGAGGAUCUCUCUUUAGUAUCUCGGAUUCUAUAUAUCUCCUUAUCCCCAUAGGGAUUUUUGCUUCCUCGCUCAUGUUUUCCCUGCCCACAAGCCUCCGCUCUUCCAGAAAGGCUGGACUGGCCGUUUGUGUCGGAGCUGCAGCUUUUCUUUGUGCCCCACAUGCUGAAGAUGACUUGCUCAUGAUUUAUGCCACACGUGGUAUCUUGGCUACGGCCGCUUUCUUCGCCUCCCGAAAAGAUGACAAGCAUUUGCAUCUGGAUACCCAUACGCAUAAUGAUACGCACGGCCAUUCACAUUCACACACAACCUCAGAAUCCUCCCGAGUAUCCAAGUGGCUUCUCCAUAAAAGCGAACCUUAUCAAUUGUUGCACAGCAUUCUCAAGGAGAAGGAUUCUCGUAGCAUCUUCUACUUCAUGUGCCUGAAUUUCACUUUUAUGCUUAUUCAAUUAUCAUACGGGUUCCUGACCGGAUCACUGGGGCUGCUUAGUGACAGUAUUCAUAUGUUUUUCGAUUGCUUUGCGCUUGUUGUUGGCUUAUGUGCCGCCGUCAUGAGCAAGUGGCCCCCGAAUGCUCGAUUCCCCUACGGCUAUGGCAAAGUUGACACUUUGUCAGGGUUUGCCAAUGGGGUUUUCCUAAUGAUUAUCAGCCUGGAGAUUGUUUACGAAGCGGUGGAACGGCUCUCGUCGGGGAGUGAGGUCCAUCGUCUAGGUGAGUUAUUGAUCGUCAGCAUUGCUGGCCUGGGAGUCAACUUGGUCGGAAUCCUCAGUUUCGAGCAUGGUCAUGCUCAUCACGGCCAUGAUCAUGAUCAUUCUCAUGGCAAUGAGAACAUGCACGGUAUCUUCUUGCACAUUCUUGCCGAUACGCUUGGCUCAGUGGCAGUCGUCAUUUCAACUAUUCUCGUGCAUUACUCUGGUUGGGCCGGCUACGACCCAUUGGCAUCAUGCUUUAUCGCCAUAUUGAUUUUCGCAUCGGCCGUUCCUUUAGUUAGCAGCACGGCCAAGUCACUGCUACUCACUCUGCCAGCCGACACCGAAUAUAAUGUUCGGGAAACACUAGCAGGAGUCAGCACUUUAAGAGGCGUGGUUAGCUAUACGGUACCUAAAUUCUGGCUUGAUGAUACGGGGAAAAUAUCUUCCGGGGAUAGUCAUUCCCAUGAUCAUUCCGGCGAUGGGGAUUGUGAGCAUCACCAUGAUCAUAGCCACAGCCAACACCGUCAUGGUCAUGGUCAUGGUCAUGAUCAUGACCAGCAUCACGGCCACAAUCACAGCCAUGACCAUGGCCAUGAUCACGAUCACGAUCACGGACAUGCGCAUGAGAAAAAACCCCAGAACGUUUUCGGGGUAAUUCAUGUCAUCGCUUCUCGGGGGGCAGAUUUGGAAGAUGUACGCCAACGGACUGUCGAUUUCCUUCGAGAGAAAAACAUGGAUAUUCUUGUCCAAGUUGAGCGGGACGGAGAUGCGCGCUGCUGGUGUGGCGGUGGAAGCAAGGGCUUUUGA
This is a messenger RNA of Penicillium coprophilum, 2631 nucleotides long. RefSeq names its product metal cation transporter MSC2. Gene Ontology annotation, molecular function: zinc ion transmembrane transporter activity. Gene Ontology annotation, cellular component: Golgi apparatus; membrane. Bases 1 to 2631 code for a protein of 876 amino acids. The record is from RefSeq and is a predicted model, not a curated record. NCBI's taxonomy places the organism in Eukaryota, Fungi, Ascomycota, Eurotiomycetes, Eurotiales, Aspergillaceae. The transcript has 4 exons. Gene Ontology annotation, biological process: intracellular zinc ion homeostasis; zinc ion transport; transmembrane transport.